AUGACAUCAUUGCGAGAUAUAGUUAACAAAAUCGAUGACCACUUAUAUUUCGGUAACUACCGAUCGGCAACCGAUGAACAAACACUUAACAAACACAGUAUAAACCGUGUGUUGACACUGAUGUCCGGUGGGAUACCGGAGUACAAGAGAUAUCCAAAUAUUGAGUACUUUACUGUGGAAGUGAACGAUGACAUCAAUGAAGAUCUAUUGACACAUUUGGAGAUCACUCGACAAGUUAUAGCCGAAGGUCACCGUAAAGGACAGAACGUGUUAGUCCACUGUGCGGCCGGUAUUUCACGAAGCGGUGCCGCCGUUACGGCAUUUAUUAUGCAUAAAUACAGGAAAACUUUUGACGAGGCCAUUGAAAUGAUUGUAUUGCGACGACCACUGGCCGGUCCUAAUCGAGGAUUCAAAGUUCAACUUCGACUCUACGAACAGUUAGACUAUACAUUGGAUGCCAACAAUCCAAAGCUAAGACAAUAUUUGUUGGACAGAUUUGUUGUCAGCAAUCGGUUUGAUAGCUAUUAUGAUCGCUUGAAAUACAUUGAAAGCCUGUCUACUCCACAGUACGGUCAACAAUACCUGUGCCGACAAUGCAAUCAACUUGUGUUUCAUGACAUACAUGUCAUUCAAAAUUCAAGUAUUGUUGAUAAUAAUGACACCAACAAUAACACCACAAAAUGCAGUGAUCUCUAUAUUGAACCACAAAUCUGGAUGAAAAAGUUGAUAUGUCAUCAAUAUUAUAUGCUGGACAGUGACUCUCAAUCGUCACCUACUUGUCCUCUAAAAUGUUUACACUGUCAACAAACUAUUGGUUCAUAUAAACAACAUUUUUCAACAUUUGAAUGCAAUUGUGAUUUGCAUCGAGGCUUAAGUUGUCUGCAGUUUAAAAUCGAUUUGCAAUCGUUAAGCAAAUAA
Messenger RNA from Oppia nitens, 918 nucleotides. RefSeq names its product dual specificity protein phosphatase 12-like. The transcript has a single exon. Gene Ontology annotation, biological process: protein dephosphorylation. Lineage: Eukaryota; Metazoa; Arthropoda; Arachnida; Sarcoptiformes; Oppiidae. Gene Ontology annotation, molecular function: protein tyrosine/serine/threonine phosphatase activity. The coding region runs from base 1 to 918 and encodes 305 amino acids. The record is from RefSeq and is a predicted model, not a curated record.